UCCUCUUAUCUACUUAUCUAUCUGUAAUUUUGUAGUGCGGCUGUUGCAGUAUACUUGCCGCUGCAGCUGAAUGAAACGCACAUUGCAACCAACCAAGGCAAUCGAGAAGAUAGAAACAAUGGUAAGUGGCAGAUUGUAAAGCAGAUGAUAAAUUGGGAGGUUAAUUUGAUUACAGAAUCAACCAUGGGCAUAUCAUUGGAACUUUUUCUCUGUGCAUGAUCUGCGUAAGUCUUCAAUGCAAAGGGACUACAUCUAACAGUGCCGCAGGAGCACCAUCCAUAGCAUAGCAGUAUUAGCAGAGGCGUAGCUGUCAAGACGCAAUCGAAAACAGGUCCCUUCUUUAACUAUAAUAAUGAGACUGCCAUUCCCUUCCCUACUCUGAAAACCUUAACUGGGGAAGAGAGGAAGCAAGGAACACCUAAGCUGCUAACCUCCAACACUCACCAUGGCAUCCUCCUCAGCUCACCUCCCUCUCUUCUUGUCUCUGUUACUCUCCUUCGGUAUCAUCCUCUGCUCUUCCUCUGAAUCAGACCUGCUUCUCAGUUUCAAAGCCUCCAUGGAGGACCCUACCUUGGUUCUGUCCGACUGGUCCCCGAACUCCUCACAUCACUGUAACUGGACUGGUAUCACUUGCUCCAAGACUACAUUUCUGGUUACGUCCAUAGAUCUUCACAACCUCAACCUCUCUGGCUACAUCUCUCCUUCCAUAUGUCGACUCCCUCAGCUUUCAGCCCUUAACCUUGCCAGCAACAACUUCAAUCAGGCCAUUGCUCUCCAACUCUCUGAGUGCUCUAGGCUUGUCACUCUCAACCUAAGCAGCAAUCUUCUCUGGGGAACACUUCCUGAACAAAUAGGUCUACUGUCAAGUUUGUUUACUCUUGAUUUCAGCAGGAACCGCAUUGAAGGGCAGAUACCACUCAGCUUGGGAUCCUUAGUGAGGCUCCAAGUCCUCAACUUAGGAAGUAACUUAUUCUCAGGUACCAUUCAUCCCCCUGUUUUGAAGAACUUGAGUGAGCUAGUCCUGCUUGAUUUGUCUCACAAUCCAUCUUUAGUAUCUCAACUGCCUCAAGAAAUUGGGGGACUUGCUAAAUUGAGAUGGCUGUUGAUGCAAAGAUCUGGUCUUUUCGGUAGGAUUCCUAAGUCCUUGCUUGAUCUCCAUGAACUUGAGGUUUUAGAUCUUUCCCAGAAUAAUUUGACAGGGAUCAUCCCUUUAGGGUUUGGCUUAGGCCUUCUUAAGUUAGCUUCUGUAGACUUCUCACAGAACAUGCUCUCUGGGUCCUUUCCGACUGAUGUCUGCUAUGGAAAAGCUCUUGUAGAAUUAAAUCUUCAAGAGAACUCUUUCACGGGUCCAAUUUCUAAAAUCAUUGAGAAAUGCUUCAGUCUGGAGAGGCUUCAAGUGCAGGAUAAUAAAUUUUCUGAGGAGCUUCCAUCUGGUUUAUGGUCACUGCCCCAGUUAAAACUACUUAGAGCCGAGAACAACCUGUUCAUUGGUGAGAUGCCUGAUGUGGUUGGUGUUCCGUCUCAACUGGAGCAAAUUCAGAUUGAUAACAACAACUUCACAGGUGGAAUUUCAAGAGGCCUUGGAUUAAUUCACUCCAUGUACAAAUUCUCAGCAUCAUUUAAUCGCUUCUCUGGUAAUCUCCCUGGUAAUAUCUUUGAUUCUCCUGCCUUGAGCAUCAUAAAUCUGUCCCACAAUUCUCUGACGGGACCAAUUCCAGAGCCCAGAAACUGCAGAAAGUUAGUUUCUUUAUCCCUGGCAGACAAUAGUUUGAGUGGAGGCAUACCACCUUCUGUCGGCCACUUACCAGUCCUGACGUAUCUUGACAUUUCCAACAACAGGAUUACUGGUGAAAUCCCUCCUGAGCUUCAAAAUUUGAAGCUUGCACUAUUCAACGUUUCUUUCAACCAACUUUCAGGAAGUGUUCCAUCUCCUCUUGUUUCUGGUCUUCCAGCUUACUUUCUACAGGGAAAUCCUGACUUGUGCGGAUCUGGAUUGUUGAAGCCGUGCAGUGUACAACCAGGAGGACAGCACUCCAGGAACACUGGAUUUAUAUGGACAGUAAUUGUGAUAUCUAUCGCAGUUAGUCUCAUCUUAAUAUCUUCAGGGUUACUUAUUGUUUACAGGUUAUCUCAAAGUCGGCCUGGUUCAGGUAAAUGGAAAUCAGUCUUCUUCUAUCCUCUCAAGAUCACAGAAGAUGAAUUGCUGAUGGCUUUAGUUGAGAGAAAUGCUAUUGGUGAAGGAGCAUUUGGUAAAGUGUAUGCUAUCCAGACACCUGAUGGAACACACGUUGCCGUCAAGAGGUUACUCAACUCCAGCAACUUGUCUUUCAGAACCGUGAAGGUUGAGAUUAAGAAUUUGGCGAAGGCCAGACAUCGAAAUGUCACCAAAUUGUUAGGCUUUUGUUACUCGAAGGGCACACUCCUUCUCAUUUCUGAAUAUCUACCGAAAGGCAGCUUGGGAGAUGCUCUCCGUAAACCAGGCUUCUCCAUGGAUUGGCGUUUUCGCCUCAAAGUUGCUGUUGGAUCUGCACAAGGCUUAUUGUACCUUCACAAGGAUUAUGGCUCCCAGAUACUUCAUAUUGAUAUGAAAUCUAACAACAUUCUUAUUGGUGAUGAUUUCGAACCAAAGAUAACUGACUUUGGUCUUGCUCGUGUAAUUGGAGAGGCAGCAUAUGAAUCAUCAGUAGCUUCUGAGCUGGGAAGCUUUUGCUAUUUGCCUCCAGAAUAUGGAUACAUCAAGAAACCAACAGAACAAAUGGAUGUGUACGGCUUCGGAGUCGUCUUGCUGGAGCUCAUCACCGGAAGGCCAGCGGAGCAACCGGAGUCCCGGGAGUCCGUCGACGUCGUCAAGCUAGUGAGAAGAAAGGUAAACGUGACGAACGGAGCUCUUCAAGUUCUAGAUCCCAAGAUCUCGAGCUCAGAGCAGCAUGACAUGCUGGAGGUGUUGGGUCUUGCUCUUCGAUGCACCUCCGUUUUGCCGGAGAAGCGACCGACCAUCGUCGAGGUUGUCCGGUCGUUGCAGUCACUCGAGCCGAUCACCCAACCUCCGAUGCUCGCCGGCGACGGCGAGCAGCCUUAAGUAAAAGGAUUAACGGCGUGUUUUUUUUUUUUUUUUUUUUUUUUUGUUUUCUUUUUUUCAUCAUGUUGUUCAAAUCGUGGUGGAACUCGUACAAAUUCGAUCAGCGGGUUUGACGAGAAGAGUUUGGAUUGGCCGCCACAAGUCACUAGAUGCAUUGAAUCCCACGUGGUCUGACCGAGCCUGCCAUCCGAUUGACCGUAGUCAAAUAUUAUUGAUUCUCGAAAAUGCCCCUCCUUUUUCUUGAUAUGGCUCGACUUUUUUAGGUAAUUAAGGCCUUGGGUAGGGUAAUUCCGGUAUAAGGAAGUCGUUCACGCGUUCGCUGAUGCGUCCUUGGUCAUGACCUCUAUAAAUAUACAGCUCGGCUCAAUUCUCCUCCUCAAUUUUGUCGCCCCCCAAAUUCCAAUCGCGAUGGCGGAGAAGAAGAGGAUAGGGUCGGUGGCUCAGCAGGUGGAGGAGGAAGCGGAGCUCCACGCCGCCCACAAGCCCGGCGCCAGCGCCCUCUGCGCCAACCACUGCGGGUUGCCCGGCAGUCCCACCACCGGGGGCAUGUGUCGCUCCUGCUUCCUCGCUUCCGCCUCCACCCGGCCUCGUUCCUGCUCACCCGGAUUCGGCCCUCCGAUACGGCCGUCCCUGACUCCUGGA
Molecule: messenger RNA, 3721 nt
Organism: Zingiber officinale
Lineage: Eukaryota; Viridiplantae; Streptophyta; Magnoliopsida; Zingiberales; Zingiberaceae
Product: probably inactive leucine-rich repeat receptor-like protein kinase At5g06940
Exons: 2
Coding region: 446-3079 (877 amino acids)
Biological process (GO): protein phosphorylation
Molecular function (GO): ATP binding; protein kinase activity; receptor serine/threonine kinase binding
Source: RefSeq, a predicted model, not a curated record